Molecule: messenger RNA, 1923 nt
Organism: Guillardia theta CCMP2712
Lineage: Eukaryota; Cryptophyceae; Pyrenomonadales; Geminigeraceae
Exons: 5
Coding region: 1-1923 (640 amino acids)
Biological process (GO): protein N-linked glycosylation
Molecular function (GO): alpha-(1->6)-fucosyltransferase activity
Source: RefSeq, a predicted model, not a curated record
AUGAUGAGCAGGAGGCUGCCCCGUCCGAGCACGAGUCUCAGCAUCCUGGCUGGUCUACUGAUAACAUGUGCGCUAGUGAGCAGCGACGACGAGAGAAUGCAGUCUGGCUUCAAGGUGGAGCUGAGUUUCCCGCCUCCGAACUUCGUCUUCGAGCAUCCUGAUGACGUGCAGCUCGCAUUCUCGUUGGCAGAUGAAUCAGCACAGGGCGAUAUCGACAUUGAGAUUGACUGGGACCGGCACAUUCACCUUCCUAUCAGCUCAGACCUGACGCCAAGGAUACCCGGGCUGGAGGAAGGGCCGCACGUGCUCAAGGUGUCGACCAACGUCAACGGAGUCUUUCAAGGCCCAGUCGCUGAGCUCAACUUCUUCGUGCGAAUCAACGAGGACGGGGCGGUUUUCGAUGGGGAGGAGGUGGGAGGAGAGCGAUGGAACGAUUGGCUGCGGUCGUUCAUGUCCGUCCUUGUGCAGCAUCCUCCCCCGGACUUCACCUUCGGCAGGAACAUGCCGAGAUUUGUGGAGGCAAGAAUCACGGAUAGGGAGAUGCAGCUGGAUCUGGAAGAGGCGAUGGACCUGAUGUACUCCCGGAACACAAUCUUUCAAAGACGACCGUACUCGCUGGUAGUUGAGGUUGACUCAGUUGUGCUCGGGGACUACCGAAGAUCGAAGAAGAUUGCGAUUCCUCUGGAUCUUGAUGAGGGGAGACACACGCUAGUAGUUCAUCUCAAGGACGUUCAAGGAAACGUUUUACAAACAACGUCUCAAAUAUUCUUUGUUAACAACUCAUUCGACCCGGCAGCUCCACAGGGUCAGAGCGCCUGCUCGCGGCCGAAGGUUGGGUUGAAAUGUUUUGAGAAGUCUCAAAGCUGCUCGGAGGAGGAGAAUCAGACAUGCUCAGGUCAUGGGAGGUACCUUCCUCCUACAGACCCUUCGAGCCACCCGUGCAAGGCCGCAAGCUCCUUCUCUGUCGGUGCGGCUGCUCUAUCCCGUCAGAUCGCGCGAGUGCAGUUUCCCUCAGCAUGCGGUGAAGCCUUUCGGCUGCGCGUUCCCUUGCAGGGGAUCGGGAUCAUGAUACAGUUCCUCGUGGCUGGUGUCACAGAAGCGUUGAUGUCCAGGCGGACCCUAGUGCUUCACCAGGAGGACUGGCCAUGGAUGAAGCAUGCAGACUGCGGGCAAGCUAGCCUCGAGUGCUACUUCCUCCCACUGACCAACUGCAGCUCGUUCAAGAGCAUAGAGGAGAUACACGCAAAGCAGCUGACGCGCGGGCACAUCAAGCGAGCUGGGCUCUCCAUGGAGGAGACGGGAAACCUCAACACUAACAUCGGCAUUCUCGUCCCCAGCGAGCUGCUCCCUCCUCACCAGGGAAGCUUCUGGUAUCGCUCGCAUGUCCUCCUCCACCUGCUGCAGCUCUGGCCGAGCAGGCAGGCCGAGCUCCGCAUGCUCAAGAACAGGAUCGGGUUCGGGGCUAAGGGGAGGGUGAUAGGGGUUCACAUAAGGCGAGGAGACGCUUGCGAAGCCUCUGUGGGGUAUCGAACUCCCUGCCAACCAUCCUCCCGCUUCGUGGAGAGCAUACAGACGAUGAUCGACAAGUUCGGAGCGACGCAGGUGUUCAUCGCAAGUGACGACGAGGAGGCUAUCAAGGAGAUUUCCUCGAAGCUCGACGUGGAUGUCAUCCGCAGCGAGCUGGAUGUUUCCAUGCUCUCUUCGAACUGGUACGUGGAGGACAGAAUCAGGCACGGCCUGCUCGACGCGGGGGCAGCGGGGGAGACGGCCAUCCUUGAUCUCUUCCUGCUCUCCUCCUGCGAUUACUUCAUCGGGACUUUCAGCAGCCAUUUCGGGGCCCUCGCGUUUGAGCUGAUGGCGGCCAGCAAAGGUUUCCUUCCCCCUUAUAUCUCCCUCGACCUCGCCUGGGCUGCCAGGCACUGA